GGCAAACAACGACCCACUGGCUGAAAUAGGAGGAUUUUACCGAUACGGGCCUACUUCGAAGCUGGUAAGACACAAUGAGUGCAGGCACUGCGUCUUCGUACUUUUCCGAUGGGGAAAAGGCCCUGAGAAACGUACUUACAGCUCUCGGGUCGACAUUUACAGUUGUGGGGAUCGCAGGAAACCUUCUGGUAAUCUUUAUCAUCUUGCGCUUCCCCUCAAUGCGAACGGUCUCCAACGUUUACCUCUUCAGUAUCGCGUUCUCGGACCUGAACCUUCUCAUGGUGGCCCCGAUUUUGAUCCAGUUCUACCGGCACGGGCGGUGGACCUUAGGGCCGGGCUCGUGCGAAGCAGAGUCGUGUAUAAAAUUCACCAGUAUGUUCGCCAGUUUCUUUCUCGUCAGCGCCUUCAACCUCCAGCGCUACCGAGCUAUCGCCCGCCCCAUAGAAACUCGACAGCGACAGAGUUUGAAACGGGCUGCUUUAGUUUGCUUCAGUAUUUUUCUCUUGGCCCUUGUCGCAAAUCUUCCAUUCUGUGUGACGUCCUACGUAGUGGAUGAAGUAGUGGACAAUAAAAACGUGUCGGUUUGCCGCUACUUCUGGCCGGACUGGAGCAACAUCCCAGAACAAUCGGAGCGGGCCCACCGGCUGUACCUCACCAGUCUGGGCUUCCUACUGCCCCUCUGCCUGAACUUCACCUUGUACCUCCUCAUCAUUCGCAAGCUCCACAGCCAGGACGCUUUUCGUUCUGCUGCGGUGGGAAAACAUGUGAAAGACUCUACAACCGUGACUAAAAUGGCGGUGAUGGUGACGUCAUCGUUCGUGAUCUGUGUGGGUCCGUUUCACAUGUACAACUUCGUCAGCGCAGUAUCAGACAUACACAUAUCCGAGUAUGUAGGUAUGUGGACCUGUGUGCUAACCUUUGGGAACAGUGCCCUGGACCCCGUCAUCUACGCACUCAUGGGGACCAACUUUCAGGGCUGCCUCAAACAGCUCUUCUGUCGGCGGCCUCUGCCUACUGACACACAGACGCACCUCAAUGAUUCAAACGUUCUUCGUGAAAAUGUUUCUUCUCCCUGAGGCCAUGUUGAUUUGAUUAUAUGGAUGACAUCCGCGCGCGCAUGAAUUUUCGGCCGUUUCCAAU
This is a messenger RNA of Branchiostoma belcheri (Belcher's lancelet), 1140 nucleotides long. Its product is annotated as delta-type opioid receptor-like. Gene Ontology annotation, biological process: neuropeptide signaling pathway. The transcript has 3 exons. Lineage: Eukaryota; Metazoa; Chordata; Leptocardii; Amphioxiformes; Branchiostomatidae. Gene Ontology annotation, cellular component: neuron projection; membrane. The coding region runs from base 75 to 1076 and encodes 333 amino acids. Gene Ontology annotation, molecular function: neuropeptide binding; G protein-coupled receptor activity. The record is from RefSeq and is a predicted model, not a curated record.